Molecule: messenger RNA, 3404 nt
Organism: Durio zibethinus
Lineage: Eukaryota; Viridiplantae; Streptophyta; Magnoliopsida; Malvales; Malvaceae
Product: pentatricopeptide repeat-containing protein At3g25210, mitochondrial
Molecular function (GO): mRNA binding; protein binding
Source: RefSeq, a predicted model, not a curated record
CGUUACAUGGACAAAUUGGUUAACUAUAUUAGUUGAUGGUAAAAAAAACAGUUAACUUGGAGAGAGAAAAACAGUUUGCUGCUGUUAGUCUAAAGUUGUCUCAAUUGUAAAUCAAAUCAAUCAACUAUUAUAAAAAAGAUUUGAGAUAAUCUUUCAUUCUAAGACAAAAGGAUAAAGGAAAGAGAAUAGUUUAAAUAUGGAUAAGACUAUCGAGAGGAUGGAUGAAAUGAAUUAGGAGAUAGAGUUAAGAAUUAAAAAUGAUGACGAGCAAUUUUUGUCCAAACUAAUAAAAAGGCUAAAACUUUUUUGGAUUCUGUUGGGGCAAAGCAAUAUGAUAAAGCGCAUAAAAUGCAAAAGGUAAAGGCAUUAUGCGGGUAUCUUUUUUCACUUGCUAAACAUAAUCUAAUUAACUUGAAAACAAACAAACCCUGCACUGAAAAAGCAUUAAAUUUGUGAUCCACACAUCUUGUAGCGAAAACAAUACCAGCAACUUGUCCCUUUCCUCGCAUAUGCGAAUGUAAUUUGUCCGAACAAAUGCUGAAAAACUUCCAAACAAGUAAUAAUGACAGAAAAUCAUGUGAAGAAAGGAGUAUAACAUUUUUUUUUUUAAUGAUAAUUGAUUUGUUCUGCCGUUUAUAUGGGACUAGUAUUACUUUUGUUUGUAAUAAACUCACUCUUCUCUCAAUUUAUUCUAAGAAUCUUACAGUCACAGACUUCUGACACGUUACUUACUAAAUGGGAGGUUCAAAAUCCCAAGGCCAUCUCACAUGCGAAGCAUUCACCUUUAGCUAGAAUAGGUGGUCGGAAGAGAUUCAGCACCGGCAAGGUGGAAGGUAGAUAAGAUUUCUUGGAUUUGUAUAGCAAGGAAAAUGGGGCGGCAUGGGAUUUUCCUUUUCCUUCUUUUCUAGAACGAAUGGAUCAAGCAAAGGAAGUAGGGGACACGUCCUUCCAACAUUUUUUAUUUUUAUAGAAUUGGAAAUUCUUACAACAAGGUGACAUUUAGAAGUUUCUAUGAGCCGAUUAGGCUAAACUGACGUUUAAAAAUUUUUAUCCGGGGUCCAACUCGGCAGUCGGCAUGUUGGUUCAAAUAGGCUUGAAAAUUUUCUAGAAAAAUAUUAAAAUCUGAUAACUCUUUUCUCAAAAUUAAGAACAAAAAAAAAAACAUCAAAUUCCACACCCCAAAGUGAUGCCAAGCCCAUCCUAAAAGCCUUGUCUGGUUAGUCAUUAACGUCAAGCCUAGCCCAUCCCGGAAAGAGUUGGUUCAAAUGCUCUUACUUUUGGGCUAAGAUUUUCACGACAAGUCAACAACAACUCCAUUAGCUAACUAGUAAGCUUUUCUCGUUUUACAAUUCCAAUCACCCGAUAAACCCUGACUGAAAAUGCCUGUGGCCUUCCGUCGCUUUGUCACCUCCAUUUGCCAGAAAACCCCACAAAACCUCCUUUAUUCUCCACUUCCAGCUGUCUUCUCCUUCCAUUUCACGCGCCCGCCGCUCUAUAACCGCCACUUUUCCAUCCCACCUCAACCCUCCCAAAACCCCACCUCACCCUUCCUCCGUCCCCGAACCCGAACCCCUCUCGAGACCCAAUUCGAAACAUGGAUCCAAAAGCUGAAACCCGGAUUCACCCCCGCUGACGUGGAGGCAGCACUACGAGCCCAACCCGACGCCGAUCUCGCUCUCGACAUCUUCCGCUGGACUGCCUUGCAACGCGGAUACAAACACACCGAUGCGACCUACCUUACCAUAAUAAAACUCCUCAUCUCCGCCAAACGCUACCGCCACGCCGAAACCCUAGUCGAAGAAGUCAUCGCUGGAGCCUGCCCCAGCAGUGUCCCUCUGUACAACACCAUAAUCCGCUUCUGCUGUGGCCGUAAGUUCCUUUUCAACCGCGCGUUUGAUGUUUACAAGAAAAUGCUGAAAUCAGAUUAUUGCAAACCCACGCUCGAGACAUUUGCUUUAUUGUUCAAUUCUUUGCUUAGAAGAUUUAAUAGACAAAAUGUUUGUUAUGUGUACUUACACUCGGUCCGGUCUUUAACGAAGCAAAUGAAAGCUUUAGGAAUUAUUCCGGAUGCUUUCGUGUUGAAUAUGAUAAUUAAGGCCCAUUCAAAGUGUUUGGAUGUUGAUGGAGCAAUUCGGGUUUUUCGCGAGAUGGGGUUGUAUGGAUGCAAGCCGAAUGAGUAUACAUAUAGUUAUAUUUUCAAAGGGUUGUGUGAGAAAGGAAGGGUGCAGCAGGGGUUUGGCUUGUUUAAGGAGAUGAGGGAGAAAGGGUUGGUGCCGAAAAGGAGUGCUUAUAUGAUUCUGAUUUGCAGUCUUGCGAUGGAGUCAAGGCUUGAGGAUGCUGUUGAUGUUGUUUCUGAUAUGUUGGGGAAUUCGAUGGCACCGGAUUUAUUGACUUAUAAGACUGUACUGGAGGAAUUAUGUAGGGGAGGGAGGAGUAAUGAUGCUUUUGAAUUGCUAGAGGAGUGGAAGAAGAGGGAUUUGUCUAUGGGCCAAAAGAAUUACAGGAUUUUGCUGGAUGCAUUGCAUUUUAAGAAUUGAGAAUGAAUUUUCUUCUCUGGUCUAUGAUACUAUAUUUGACUCCAGUCAGAAAAUGAACAAGUUCUAGCUGUCAAUCAGAUGUGAAGCAGCGAACUUUUUUACAGCUUGCUUAUGAAGGUGUGAUGUUGAAUUGAUCACGAUCUUUUGAGGUUUUUCUUUAAAUGGAUCUACAUUUCAGUGUGUCUAUUGGCAAGGGUAACUUUGUAAUCAGUGUGAAGGAGGAGAAAAGGGAGGGAGGGAAGACAUUGCUCGUGCACAUUAUCAACAGGAUGCCCUUUUUAGUUUAAUGGAAGUCACAUUGAUCCAUUCUUCGUGGAGGCACUGCAAAGGUAUAGACUAUUGUGUUAUUGUAGGAACUGAACCAACUUUUGAUCAGUAGAAGGAUCCUAAAAGGUUAAGUUUCCUUGCAACGGGCGUCAGGGCUGGUAUUCAUUGUUAUCAACCGUCAGAAACAAGCAACUUAACCCUGAUAACAUUAACGGCAAUUUUACUUCUUGGUGGAAUGUCUAAAUUGUUAACAUAAAGUGGCUAGUCAUGAGAUUUUGCUGAUAACAUUGAGAAAAGAGGAUGAUAAAAUGUCUUGCAGGUGGAACAAAAUCAUCUAUCAGUUUAUAUAAUUCUUGGUUAGUCAGUCCUGCCAGCAGUUUGGAUGUUACAGCUGCUACAAAUUGGUGUCAUUGCAUUCUAUUGUUUUGUUUUAAUAUAUGGUUGUGCCCUCAGAAAGAAUUUGAGAAUAUUAUAACAAGAUUUGCUUGUAUUGGUUAAUAAGACUGCUGUGUAUACAGGUGGAGGCAGCUCCUGAAUCCUUCCAGAACUAAUUAAAUUUCGCAAUCAUAUUGCAGAAAUGUUUUACUUAGCAUGGGCAUC